Trifolium pratense (red clover) is the source of this 1675-nucleotide messenger RNA. RefSeq lists its product as uncharacterized. The record is from RefSeq and is a predicted model, not a curated record. NCBI's taxonomy places the organism in Eukaryota, Viridiplantae, Streptophyta, Magnoliopsida, Fabales, Fabaceae. The transcript is spliced from 13 exons. The coding region runs from base 217 to 1392 and encodes 391 amino acids.
CGGAAUUGUUAGUGGAAAAUCACAUGCUUCAUUUGUUUCAACUUUGGUUGCUAUCUUGAGUUACACUUAUAAUCACUGCUUUCUUUCAUGUUUUGAUAUUUCUUGUUCUUUUGAAUCAUUCUAUAGUUUCAAUCUUCUUUGUACUUUAAGUAGCUCUUACAAAUAAAUACCUUGGUUUUCUUAUAUGGAGUAUACAAUCAGAAAAUUUUGGAUAUAAUGAGCUUUACCAAGAGAAAACCAAAUGAAAGUAUGAGGCUUAUUGUGAUAUUUUUCUUUGGAGGAUUUCUUGGCUUAUUUAUAGGACUAUCACUCCCAACAUUGCCAACAUCAAAGUUGAAUCUCCCAUCUAGUUUGCUUCCAUCAAUUGAUUUAUCAUGCAUUCGCGGUAGCGAUGCUUGGUCGACUUUCAUGAAGAAUGAUGACAGCACUUCUUCACAAGAUCAGUUACUAAAUAACCCAUCUAAGAUUUGGGUUCCAGAUAAUCCUAGAGGUGCAGAAAGAUUACCUCCUGGGAUUGUUAAUGCUCAAUCAGACUUCUACUUGCGCAGAUUAUGGGGUCUUCCCGAUGAGGAUUUAACCUCUAAGCCAAAGUAUCUUGUGACCUUCACCGUUGGAUAUCAGCAGAAAAAGAAUAUCAAUGCAGCUGUGAAAAAGUUUUCAAAGGACUUCACAAUUCUACUAUUUCAUUACGAUGGUCGAACAACUGAAUGGGACGAAUUUGAGUGGUCAAAACAGGCUAUUCAUGUGAGUGUUCCCAAACAAACCAAGUGGUGGUAUGCUAAGAGGUUUCUGCAUCCAGACAUUGUGGCAUCAUAUGAGUAUAUUUUCAUGUGGGAUGAAGACCUAGGGGUUGAGCAUUUUAAUGCAGAAGAAUACAUAAAACUGGUGAAAAAGCAUGGCUUGGAGAUUUCACAGCCAGCUUUAGAACCUCAAAAAGGGUUGAUUUGGAACAUGACAAAGAGAAUAAAUGAUAGUGAAGUUCACAAAGAAGUACAAGAGAAACCAGGGAAGUGUAAAUACCCUCUUCUUCCUCCUUGUGCAGCAUUUGUUGAGAUUAUGGCUCCUGUGUUUUCGCGAGAUGCGUGGCGUUGUGUGUGGUACAUGAUUCAGAAUGAAUUUGUUCAUGGUUGGGGUCUUGAUUUUGCUUUUAGAAAAUGUGUUGAGCCUGCCCAUGAGAAGAUUGGAGUUGUUGAUGCUCAAUGGAUUGUUCACCAAGGUAUUCCAUCACUAGGGGAUCAGGGAGAAGCACAAACUGGGAAGACGGCAUGGCGUGCGGUUAAGGAGAGGUGUGGCAUGGAGUGGAGAAUGUUCCAAGGUAGAUUAACAAAUGCAGAAAGGGGAUAUUACAAGUCCAAGGGAAUUGAUUUUUCUAAUUUGCUUCUUCAUAACUAAGAGACAGUAAUUACUUUCAAGAGUAACUUAGAUUCCUAGAUAGAGCAUUAUAUAAAUUAACAUUCAAUGUGAAGAAAAAAUUACAUUGUAAUUCAGAAGAAAAAUAUCUAUCAAAAAAAUAAAAUGUAGUUCAAUCUGUUUUGCCAACUUAUUUCAUUGAUUGAUGUAUUAAUUAGGUUAACAAAGAAUACAUGUCCAAGUGUUUGGGGUGUACAUUAUUGUUUUUAACACUAUAGCUUAAAAUAGAGCUAAAAGAAAAUGAGGGAUAAGUUUUUCAUAAAAC